This is a messenger RNA of Microthlaspi erraticum, 1029 nucleotides long. Lineage: Eukaryota; Viridiplantae; Streptophyta; Magnoliopsida; Brassicales; Brassicaceae. The record is from the annotation of a GenBank genome assembly.
AUGACGAUGGACGACGGGAACUCCGUCUACGUCGGCGGCCUCCCUUACGACGUCACUGAGGAGGAUCUCCGCCGCAUAUUCUCCAUUUACGGCUCCGUUCUCACUAUUAAGAUUGUGAAUGACAAGAGUGUAAGAGGAAAGUGCUAUGGCUUUGUUACAUUUUCAAAUCGUCGAUCGGCUGAUGAUGCAAUCGAAGACAUGGAUGGAAAAAGUGUUGGUGGGCGUGUGGUGCGUGUGAAUGAGGUGACAACAAGAGGUGGGAGAUCGAAUCCAACUCGGGAGCGGUUUCAACCACACGGUGGCGGCGGCGGCAGCUGGGAGAGAAGCCCUGAGCGGAGGAGGGAAUGCAGUUAUGAGAGGGAUCGGUAUGGUGAGAGGUCCAGAGAACGGGAUAGGUCUCAGGACAGGAGGAAAGAUCACUAUGUAGAGAAGGAAAGAGCGUUCGAGCGUUCGAAUGAUUUCGAGAGGAGAAAUGAUGGUGAUAUGGUGGAUAGAAAUGGUUUCAAGGAAAGAGUUUUCGAAGGCGAUGAAGGAGAAUGGCGCGGGGAUAGGUCUUACGGGGGUAAUGGUGGAAGAAUCAACGAGACCAGUGGUCACGAAGGAAGGAGCCAAGAGGGAAAGAGAGACGAGAGUAACAUGAUUGAUGGUGGGCGUGGAAGAGAUCACUUCUCUAAUUCAAGUGGAGAUCAACAUUUUCAGGUGAAAGAAGAAUUAGAAGCGCUGAUUAAGAUGCGUGAGGCGCUUCAAGAUGAGGUACUGGUGAUGGAAGACGGAUUGGAAGAAAAAGAAGCAGUGUGCUCGGAGCUACAGAAAAAGUCCAAGAGAUUAGAAGAUUCGUUGAUCAAUGAAAAGAAACUGACUUCACAACGCCGAAAAGAAUUGGCAAAGCUACAUACAUCGUUUUUAAGGGUUAGAGAGUGCACGGACAACCUAAAAGACUGUGAACAAGAACUCCAGGCGCUUGUUAAUUCAGCAGCCACAGAAGGCGUUGCAGUUGCUGAUGAAGGACUGGGAAACGGGUAUGCAUAG